Macadamia integrifolia is the source of this 588-nucleotide messenger RNA. Its product is annotated as putative gamma-glutamylcyclotransferase At3g02910. Gene Ontology annotation, molecular function: gamma-glutamylaminecyclotransferase activity. Bases 51 to 515 code for a protein of 154 amino acids. Lineage: Eukaryota; Viridiplantae; Streptophyta; Magnoliopsida; Proteales; Proteaceae. The record is from RefSeq and is a predicted model, not a curated record. The transcript has 2 exons.
ACAGAUUUAAGAAAGAGAGAGAGAGAGAGAGAGAGAGAGAGAGAGAGGAUAUGGGCACUGAAGAGAAGAACCGAAGCCUCAUCUUCACCUAUGGAACCCUGAAGCGAGGCUUCCCCAAUCAUGGCCUCAUCGAAGACCUGAUUCCAACAGGAGACGCUAUCUUCCUCGGCAUUUAUCGAACCGUUGAGAGAUACCCACUUGUCUGUGGACCUUUUCGAGUGCCUUUCCUCAUCAAUCUCCGUGGGCAUGGCGAUCGAGUCUGGGGAGAGCUAUAUGCCGUGACAGGAAAAGGGCUUGAUCGGAUGGACGAAUUGGAGGGAACGACUCAUGGUCAUUACGAGAGGUUACCGGUGAUGGUUAUUCCGGCAGAUGAAGCCAAUGAAAAGAGGAUUGCAGCGGUUGUCGGAGCAGAGGCGUAUUACGCCCACCAGAAUUAUGGGGAGGAGCUGUGGCGGAGCAACGGAGAGAGAGGGUUUUGUGAGUAUUCGGAGGAAGAGACGAAUGGAGAGUUGUGAAAUGUUUUUGGUAGAAGAGUUUGUGUGAUGGAUGGUGAUAUAUUUCAUGAAUAAAUUACAAAUUCGUUCUUAA